CAGUCCCCCACACAGCGAGCGAUCAGACAGGAAUCUCAGGACAACUUGGAUUUGCUUGUCUUCCCAUUUCCUUCUGCUGAUAAAAUAAUACGGAGGAACCCCGGUGUUUUACUGGCGCGACCUGCUUGUUUUAAGUGACGCCCUGAACGUUUCAACUGGUGUCUGGACGCGGACACGAUGCAAUCAGGAUUGUGGACACAGCUCGGGCGAUCUGGAUCGAUUUCACAAUGAGAUUUCAUUUUUUUUAUUCUUCUCCACUCUGAGCCCGGCUGCUGUGGAUGUAACAGCCUCCGCGAAGUGAAGUGCUGUACAGCUCAAGCGCUUUAUUCCUUGAAACUUUUGUAGCUUAACACGUGACGAUGAAUGAACGUAAAGGAUCACGAGAACAUGGUUUUCUAUGAGGCCACCUUGAUUUUUCAUCUCCCAAAACGCAGCGCUCCCAGUACACUCCGACGCUGAGCUGUGGUUUUGGAUGAAGUGUGUGUCUUGUGAUGCGUCUCCCCUCCACUGCCACUGACACCAGUUUGGAUUUACCCUUUUGGAUCUGUGCGUUUCCAGAAUGCCGCGCUUCGCCGAAGAUCUCCCCAGCCGCUAUGGAGGAAACGCCGGCGGCGGAGGGAGAGGCGGACCGGGCGCCGGCAGAGGGGGAGCCCGGGGUGGCGGCGCUCCGGGCGGCCAGAGGGUGUACAAGCAGUCGAUGGCCCAGAGAGCCCGGACAAUGGCCAUUUACAACCCCAACCCUGUCAAACAAAACUGCCUCACAGUCAACCGCUCCCUCUUCAUCUUCCGCGAGGACAACCUCAUCAGGAAGUACGCAAAGCGAAUAACGGAGUGGCCUCCAUUCGAGUACAUGAUCCUCGCAACAAUUAUCGCCAACUGCAUCGUCUUGGCCCUGGAGCAGCAUCUGCCCGCCAGCGACAAGACACCCAUGUCGGAACGCUUGGACGACACAGAGCCCUACUUUAUUGGAAUAUUCUGUUUCGAGGCAGCCAUUAAGAUCAUCGCCCUGGGCUUUGCUUUUCACAAAGGCUCCUACCUCCGCAACGGCUGGAAUGUAAUGGACUUCGUGGUCGUCCUCACAGGAAUCCUGGCCACGGUGGGUUCGGACUUUGAUCUGCGAACACUGCGAGCAGUGAGAGUGCUGAGGCCCCUGAAACUUGUGUCAGGAAUCCCCAGUCUCCAGGUGGUACUGAAAUCCAUCAUGAAAGCCAUGGUGCCUCUGCUCCAGAUCGGCCUGCUGCUUUUCUUCGCCAUCGUGAUGUUUGCCAUCAUCGGGGUGGAGUUUUACAUGGGCAAAUUCCACACCACCUGCUUCAAGAAUGAGACCGGUGAGCAAGCAGCACACUGGCCUUGUGGUCUGGAGCCUCCGGCGAGGUUGUGUCCCGAAGGGACCCAGUGCAGAAAGUACUGGACUGGACCCAACUUUGGCAUCACCAACUUUGACAACAUCCUGUUUGCCGUGCUUACCGUGUUCCAGUGCAUCACCAUGGAGGGAUGGGUGGACAUCCUCUACAGCACCAAUGAUGUAGCAGGAAACACCUGGAACUGGCUCUACUUCAUCCCUCUCAUCAUCAUUGGCUCCUUCUUCAUGCUCAACCUGGUGCUCGGUGUCCUCUCCGGAGAAUUUGCCAAAGAAAGAGAGCGUGUGGAGAAGAGGCAGGAGUUCCUGAAGCUCCGGAGGCAGCAGCAGAUCGAGAGAGAGCUCACCGGCUACUUGGAGUGGAUCUGCAAAGCAGAGGAGGUGUUGCUGGAGGAGGAGGAUGAGAUUGCAGAGGAGAAGUCCCCGCUGGACGGUGCUUGGUACAAGAGGAAACAAAACCUUCCAGUCCUGAAACGAGGCAAAGUGAAGAAAGGUAGAAACGACCUGAUCGGCGCUGAGGAGGGCGAGGAUCCUUUUGCAGACAUCUCCUCCGUUCCUCCCCCCGGCUCUCCGUUUGGUCGGGCUAGCAUGAAGAGCGGCGGUAAGAUGGAUAGCUCCUCUUACUUCCGGCGUAAGGAGAAAAGGACGCGUUUCUUCAUCCGCCGCAUGGUGAAAGCUCCGAGCUUCUACUGGAUCGUCCUGUGCCUGGUGGGCCUCAACACUCUUUGUGUGGCCAUAGUCCACUAUGACCAACCCGAUUGGCUCACAACAGCCCUCUACACGGCCGAGAUUGUGUUCCUGGGUUUGUUUCUGACGGAGAUGUCGUUGAAGAUGUAUGGCCUCGGAGCGAGGAAUUAUUUCCACUCAUCCUUUAACUGCUUUGAUUUUGGGGUGAUUGUGGGAAGUAUUUGUGAGGUGAUCUGGGACAUGAUUAAACCUGGGGCCUCAUUUGGAAUCAGUGUACUGAGAGCUCUGCGACUACUCCGGAUAUUCAAAGUCACCAAAUAUUGGAACUCGUUAAGGAACCUUGUGGUGUCCCUUCUCAAUUCCAUGAAGUCCAUUAUCAGCUUGCUCUUCCUCCUCUUCCUCUUCAUCGUGGUCUUUGCCCUGCUGGGCAUGCAGCUCUUCGGAGGACAGUUUAACUUUGAAGAUGAGACGCCAACAACAAACUUUGAUACCUUCCCAGCAGCCAUCCUCACUGUGUUCCAGAUACUUACUGGCGAGGACUGGAACGCCGUGAUGUACCACGGGAUCGAGUCUCAAGGCGGCGUUCGCCGAGGCAUGUUCUCCUCCGUCUACUUCAUCGUCCUCACGCUCUUCGGGAACUACACCCUCCUGAAUGUCUUCUUGGCUAUUGCUGUGGAUAACCUCGCUAAUGCACAGGAGCUGACUAAGGAUGAAGAGGAGCAGGAGGAGGCCGCCAAUAAGAAGCUCGCCCUGCAGAAGGCUUUGGAGGUGAAAGAAGUCAGCCCGAUAUCUGCAGCCAACAUCUCAAUCACGGCUUUUGUAAAGCAAAAUCGAGAUGCACUCUCUCGCAGGUCGUCCAUCAACAGCAUUCAGUCACAUAAAGAGCAGCAGCGCUCAGCUAAGGCCAUGUCAGUGUGGGAGCAGAGGACCAACCAGCUGAGGAGACACAACAUAAGGACAAGCAGCGAGGCUUUGUUCAACGAGCUCGACCCGGAGGAACGCCUCCAGAAGUCCUCCACGCUCCAUCUGCACCCGGACAUGAAGACUCACCUGGACCGGCCGCUCGUGGUGGAGGCCAAGAACGGCGACAAACCCAGCAGGUCUCCCGAAGCGCCACGGGAGGAAGCCGGCAACCCCCGGCAAGACGGGGUGGGAGACAACUUCCACUCGCACCCCAGGAAGCACCACCGGCACCGCGACAGGAACGGGGAGAGAGGGGAUGGGGGCGAAGCCCGCGGCGGGAGGCACCACACCCAUCACAGCCGGAGCAGAGACCACAACGGCGACGGUGCCCAGGUGAGGGACAGGAGACGGGACAGCGGCAACGGCCGCGACGGAGGCCCGGGACAGCGGCACCACCAGCAGGCCGGCUCCCCCGAGGAAGAGGCCAAGGACGGUCGGGCAGGGGGAGAAGAGAGGGGGCACCGCCACCAUCACUCCCAUCGUGCACCAAGAGAGGGAAACGGGCUGGUGGCCAACGGUGCGCAGGGAGAGCGGAGGGGUGGAGGAGGAGGAGGAGGAGGAGGAGGAGGGGGGGGAGACAGUAAUGGAGAGAGAAAGGGGCGCUGCUCUCGUAUGGUCAGAGCUCAGUCCACUCUGGAUGGAGACGACUGUAAGAGGAACAAGAAUGGAGCCAAAGGUCACAGGGACAGGCAGACGGAUUCGGAGGAGGACGGCCUCGCCUCCAGUCCUCUGCAGCCGAUGCGGAGUGGCCGGAGUCUGGGAGAAAAGCAAGAGGAUGCCGACAACCAGAAGAACUCCACCAGGGCCAGCCAGGCGGGCCUCAACAGCAACGCCAUCAUCAUCCCUGUCACCGUCACUUGCCCGCCCGGAGACACCACCAUCAUACCUGUGAACAACAUUGAUUGCGACAACUUUGGACUCAGUGAGGAGAAGAAAGACCUGGAGGAUGAGGAGGACGACGCAGCUAAUGGGCCUCGGCAGAUCCUUCCCUACAGCUCCAUGUUCAUCUUCGGGCAAACAAACCCUGUGCGGCGGCUGUGUCACUACGUGGUCAACCUGCGCUACUUUGAAAUGUGCAUCCUGAUGGUCAUCACCAUGAGCAGCAUCGCCCUGGCAGCCGAGGACCCAGUGCAAGCUAACGCGCCGCGCAACAACAUUCUCAAGUAUCUGGACUAUGUCUUUACUGGGGUCUUCACUUUUGAGAUGGUGAUUAAGAUGAUUGACUUGGGACUGCUUCUCCAUCCUGGCGCUUAUUUCCGUGACCUGUGGAACAUUCUGGACUUCAUUGUGGUCAGCGGAGCUCUGGUGGCCUUUGCCUGCUCAGGGACGAAGGGCAAGGACAUCAACACCAUCAAGUCCCUGAGGGUCCUCCGAGUCCUGCGGCCGCUCAAGACCAUUAAACGGCUUCCCAAGCUGAAGGCGGUGUUCGACUGUGUCGUGAACUCUCUGAAGAACGUUCUCAACAUCCUCAUCGUCUACAUGCUCUUCAUGUUCAUCUUCGCUGUUAUCGCUGUUCAGCUCUUCAAGGGCAAAUUCUUCUACUGCACCGACGAGUCCAAAAGUCUGGAGAAAGACUGCAGGGGUCAGUUCCUGGACUACCACAAGGAUGACGUGGCAGCUCAACCAAGAGAGUGGAAGAAGUACGAUUUCCACUACGACAAUGUUCUCUGGGCCUUCCUCACGCUCUUCACGGUGUCCACUGGGGAGGGCUGGCCGCUGGUCUUGAAGCACUCCGUAGACGCCACUUAUGAGGACAAGGGCCCCAGCCCGGGCUACCGCAUGGAGACAUCCAUCUUCUACGUGGUCUACUUCGUGGUGUUCCCCUUCUUCUUCGUCAACAUAUUUGUGGCUUUGAUCAUCAUCACCUUCCAGGAGCAAGGAGACAAGGCCAUGUCAGAGUGCAGCCUGGAGAAGAAUGAGAGGGCUUGUAUUGACUUUGCCAUCAACGCCAGGCCGCUGACGAGAUACAUGCCGGAGAACAAGCAGUCCUUCCAGUACAGGAUGUGGAAGUUUGUGGUGUCGCCCCCAUUUGAGUACGCCAUCAUGACUUUAAUCGCUCUCAACACAGUCGUGCUGAUGAUGAAGUUCGACGGCGCCCCAGGCCUGUACGAUUCCAUGCUGAAAUACCUGAACAUCGUCUUCACAGCCCUAUUCACGCUGGAGUGCAUCCUUAAGAUUAUUGCCUUCGGCCCACUGAAUUACCUGAAAGCAGCCUGGAAUGUGUUUGACUUUGUGACUGUGCUCGGAAGCAUCACAGACAUCUUGGUCACGGAGAUUAAGGACAAGAUGAUCAACCUGAGCUUCCUGCGACUGUUCAGAGCGGCUCGUCUCAUCAAGCUGCUGCGGCAGGGCUACACCAUCCGCAUCCUGCUGUGGACUUUCGUUCAGUCCUUCAAGGCCCUGCCGUAUGUCUGCCUGCUCAUUGCCAUGCUGUUCUUCAUCUAUGCCAUCAUCGGAAUGCAGGUGUUUGGAAACAUCGACCUGAAUGAGGAGACGGCAAUAAAUCUCCACAACAACUUCCAGACGUUUUUCCAAGCCUUGACUCUUCUCUUCAGGAGUGCGACGGGCGAGGCGUGGCAUGAGAUCAUGUUAGCGUGUCUCAGCAACCGGCCGUGUGAUAUUCACUCGGGAACCGUGGGGAAGGAGUGUGGGAGUGACUUUGCUUACUUCUACUUUGUCUCCUUCAUCUUCCUCUGCUCCUUCCUGAUGUUGAACCUGUUUGUCGCUGUCAUUAUGGACAACUUUGAGUAUCUGACGAGAGACGCCUCCAUCCUGGGGCCGCAUCACCUCGACGAAUUCAUCCGUGUGUGGGCCGAGUACGACCCUGCAGCCUGCGGAAGGAUUUGCUAUCAGGAUAUGUACAAAUUGUUGCGUUUUAUCUCGCCUCCCUUGGGCCUGGGCAAGAAGUGCCCCAACAGGGUGGCUUAUAAGCGCUUGGUGAGGAUGAACAUGCCCAUUGCAGAAGACAGGACGGUGCAGUUCACCUCCACGCUGAUGGCCUUGAUUCGCACCGCCCUGGAUAUCAAACUGGCAUCUGGCGUCCUGGCGCAGCAUUUGUGCGACGCUGACCUGAAGAGGGAGAUACACCGAGUCUGGCCCAGCCUGUCGCAGAAGACUGUCGACCUGCUGGUGACGCCGCCGAAAUACAAUGAGCUGACCGUGGGGAAAGUCUAUGCAGCUCUUAUGAUCUUUGACCACUAUAAGCAGACUUGUGCCAAGAGACUCCAGCAGCAGCAUUCAGGGGGACAACAGAGUAAACUGGGGUCCUUGUUCCGUCCGAUGCUGCCCCUCUCUCACAUACAGGAAGUAGAGCCACCGAUCUGCAGCCCCAAACGGCCUCUCUCACCUCAGCCUGAGCCCGAAGUCAAGCCUGAAUUACUGCCCACCACCAGCCUCACCUCGGUCAACAGGGAUUCACUACUAAACCAGAGAAGUGCCAUCAAACAUUCCCAGUCCGGUGAUGUCUCUCAGGCUGCACAACAGAGGCCCAAAGCCCGGAGGAAACUACAGAGAGGCCAGUCGGAGGACGUGCCGUACUCCACCAGACCUCAGGAGUUUGUUGAACUGAAGCAGGUGGAGAACCUAUCCGACUCAGAGGAAUAUCCGAGCCUGGAAGGCCACAGCAGAGCGGCUUCUCUGCCCCGACUCAACGCUGAGUACUACCGGAGCCACCCUCGCCACGUCCCUGGGACCCACCUGGCACCGAUCGUUGACCUCAGUCCCAUCCGGCGCUCGGCAUCCUCGGUGGCGCCGCAGCGCUACCAGGAGGCCGGCCUGUCCGAGUAUGACCUGGAACGGCCCGGCUUGGCCCAAGUCGAGGGCCAGGACAGGGCCCACCACCAUCACCACCACCACCGCUGCCAUAGACGGAGGGACAAGGACAAGAAGCAAACGUUCCUGGACAGAGCUGAGUCAAUGCAGCCGUCCAGCACUGUUGACUCGUUCACCGACCCUUCGGCCGAAGGCCUGUCCAGAGAGCGGGCGAGGGAGCGGGACCGCGGGCGGCCUCACGAGCGGAGGCACCACUCCUCGGCGGGGGAGAAGCAGCGCUACUACUCCUGCGAGCGCUACGGCAGCAGGGAGCAGUGUCACACCAAGUCCGCGGGGCCCAGCCGCUCCACGUCUCCUGGGGAGGGGCAGGACGCCGUUUUCGUCAAACAGCACGGUAGCAGCGUGGUCCUAGCUGGCCCUGGAACGCUCCCCUCUGGUUCAAGCACUCCAGGCCGCGGUCGCAGGCAGCUCCCACAGACGCCCCUCACCCCUCGGCCCGCCGUGUCCUACAAGACCGCCAACUCCUCGCCGCUGCAGCCCGGGGCCGCCGCCGCGACGGGGCACCACACCCGCUGCAGCCGCGGCCUUUCAGAGCACGAGCGCCUACACUGGGGCACCGACGAGUCCCCGGUACCCGUCACCCGCAUCGGUUCGGACCCCAAUUUGAGCCGUCAGUCGCAGGUGGCCUCCCAAGAGGCCCUCCACGGAGAGGACUUCCAGGACACUGUGAGCAGCCAUGGAAGGGGACGCGCCGCCAGAACCGCUGCCUCCAGCACGGCCUCAACUUCCCACGGAGCCGCCGCUUCGCCUGCCGCCGCCGCCGCGCAGGGGAGGGCGGGCGCGGUCCCAAACGGGUUCCACUUCACCCUCGGGGUCAACUCUGCGUCCGGGCCUGGGGGCCGAGGAACGGGAAGUCUCAGGGAGAGGGAAGAGGAGGACUGGUGCUAACCGGGGGCUGAGAGGCUCGUGUCGGGUCCAACGAGCCGAAGAGAACCCAAGGAAAUGUAUGGAGGAAAAAGCCACUGGAAGGUGUUGUAAAAGAGGAUCAGAAAUCAUUCAAGCUUUGCAGUGUCACUCUACUUUUUUAUACAACAAUGUUUUGAGAAACGAAGUACACUGAUGACUUUCUGCCCCCUUUACUUGCACUGAAAUCAUAGCACCUGUGAAGACCCUUAAGUAUUCUGCCUUGGCCAGUAAAAUGAGUGAUGGAGCAGAAGAUAGAAGCCAGGAGGGGGGUUUCAGACUGAUGCCUCUUUACUGCGGUUAACACGGCUGCUCGUGACACUGUUCUCAUUUUUGUAUGUUUCAUUUUGUUUGUAGUUGCCGUGUGGGUGAGAUAAGAGUUUCAACUUGAUUGUGUUGAUGCUUUUGCCAAAUUAUCUUUUCUUCAUCGGCUUUUACUUUGGGGUAUUCUCCAAUUUUGGGCCGAAGUAAAUUAUUAGAAACUAUUUUAUGAACGUCUUAAAGAGAUACAAUGAGUUAUGUGACUGCUAGAAAACAAAGGAAGGGGUUGGAAUGGAACUAGAGCCCAGUUUCCAUGAUCACUUUUUUUGUAAAUUGUACCAUGUGUACAUUUUUGGGGUUCUGACGUCAUGUGGCUGAAUACUAAGUGCCUCGUUUUCCAAGAUGUAUUAAGAUGCAGCCUGGUCAGAUGGACUUGAAUAUAUAUAUAUAUGAAUAUAUAUAGUAGGAGAUGUAAGUAUUUACGGCUGAGAAAAGGUGUAGAGAACAAAGUUUGAAUUUGGUAUAAUGGACAGAAUGCAAAAAAAAACUUUUGUACUGAAUCUUGUUGUAGGUGUGUCAGAAUUACAGAUCCAAACUAAGCAAUGUAGUGCAUGCCGGGGUCUUGAACUUCAAAAAAAAUAGUGUCUGUACUUUUGCUUAGGGGUGUGUGGUAAGCAUUUGCCUUUCUCUUUCAAAUAUACUGCCAAACAGUUGGUAGAAAUGGUUUCUGAAUGCAGAAAAGUGCCAUUUUUUUUAUUUCUAAUCAACAAAAGUUCUGCCUCCUCAAGUGUACAUGUCAUCCCUGCCAUAUUUGCUAAUUCUAUGGAUUUCCUUUCUUCUGGACUCUUCUGGACUCCAACUCAGUGAGGGUUUGUAGGAGAGGUUACUGUUUGUGUUUACAGGUACAAUAAAGACUUGUGUUGUUGCCGCAGACUGUUGGUUUUAAAAUAGGGCUAUGCAACAAGACGACACUUCAUCUGGCCUGUAGCUUUACCCUAUGGACGCUCCAGGUUCAGACUUUAGUGUGACUGCGACAAGUUUUACAUUUCUCUAUGAAAAGUUGUAAAUUGUAAAUGUAUCUAAUGAUGUACACUUAACUGACAACACACCCUGAGGCACAAAUGCUGUCCAAGCUGAUAUAUGUGAAUCACAGGGCAUUUGUGAAGUUGGCAAGUUGACUGCAUGCCACCUACCCAGAUAGAACCUCCCGAAAUAUAAAACUUUGUUCUUUCCAGACUUGGGUUGAGUUGUGUUUUUGAAUAGCUUUUGAUGCUUUUUAAAUUUGCUCGGAAAGCCAGAUGAACGGGAAUGACAGAGUGGGUUUAGUGCUCAAUGACAAAAGGAUGAACGAACCUUUGUGGUACGAGUGCAGCUCUACAUGAGUCUAAAGGUCCAGCAGUUUGUCCCUAAGAGCUGAGCUGGACACCACGCUGUAUGUUUUUUGGGAAUACGCUUUCCCACUGGGCAUGACAUAUCUACUUAAAAACCCCUCAUAUUUCAUUCUUUUGUUGUGUUUUACACAUCCUAUGAAAAGACCAAAGCCAACAAUAUGUGAAUAUCUCUCACUAUAUAAUACAUUUUUAUAUUUUAUAUUCCCCUGUCCUCCCCUUUUUGCAAUUUUUUUGCCAACAACAGUAAAUGAUAAUCUUCCCAGGGAUUAAAGACUGAAGUUGACUCUCUAGAAAAUCAAUUUGUUGAGCAUUGUUUCCACCUGUGGAUUGAUACUAAUUUGCUGCUUGUAUGGCAGCCAGUAGGUGUACUCUAUGUGCAUUGGCUUAAAAUUGAUCAUAAUCGCGAUGAUAAAGAAAUAAGGUACUACUCUGACAAAAUACAUCUUUAAAAUGUACAACCAAAUUCAAGUUACGUUUUAAAUUAUUCACAGUUAUUGUACCAUGAUACAAAACAGCUGGGUUUGGUGUUUUUUAGCAAACGUAAACUCAUAAUACAGGUGAAUACAGUUGUUUAAUGGAGAAUAGGUACAAGUUGUGUGGAUAUGUUUUUUAAUGUCCUAAUUAUGAGUGAGGAUAUU
Messenger RNA from Pungitius pungitius (ninespine stickleback), 10034 nucleotides. It is a transcript of the gene cacna1bb, whose product is annotated as calcium channel, voltage-dependent, N type, alpha 1B subunit, b. The record is from RefSeq and is a predicted model, not a curated record. Gene Ontology annotation, biological process: calcium ion import across plasma membrane; chemical synaptic transmission. NCBI's taxonomy places the organism in Eukaryota, Metazoa, Chordata, Actinopteri, Perciformes, Gasterosteidae. Gene Ontology annotation, molecular function: high voltage-gated calcium channel activity. Gene Ontology annotation, cellular component: neuronal cell body; voltage-gated calcium channel complex; membrane. The coding region runs from base 560 to 7729 and encodes 2389 amino acids. The transcript is spliced from 48 exons.